AUGGUCAGGUACGCGGCCGCUCAGCUCUACCAAACAUUACACGUCUCCCACGUCCGACACCCUCACACUGUCACGCCCAAGAUGCUCGUCUCCCUCACAGUCGGAAAGGUCGAUGCUGGAGUAGCAGUGCUACUGACAGAAGACAAGCGUCUCAUUGAGUUCCCUUCUAUAUUGCUACCCCCCGACAUCUCGUCGGGCUCCAUGGUGGAUAUCGAUGUUGGAAGAAACUACAAAGCCGAAGCCGACGCCCAGAAAGCCUUCCAUGAGCUCCAGUCGGAGAUCUUCCGCACCUUUGGCCAGCGCACCCCCUCAGCCCCCGUCCUCAAAUGCCGCAAUGCCACGCAAACCUCAGUUGUCCUCGAGUGGGACCCUAUCGAUAUCGCGACCGCCGAAUUGCGCAGCCUCACACUAUACCGCAAUGGCAACAAGGCAGGCACAAUACCCAAGCCCAGUGACGUGCACAGCACCAAGCUGAGUGGUCUGGCUGUCGACACGGAAUAUCAGUUCCAUUUGGUCCUCAAAACGAGCGCGGGCACUUUCAGCAGCGAGAAGCUCUUGGUACAAACACACAAGAUGACGGACUUGUCUGGUAUCACCAUCACGCCUGGCCACAUGCCUGCGGCUCUCCGAGAGUCUCUGCAGCGGUCCGUGGAAAGAAUCGGCGCCAAGAUUGCGGACAAUGUGCGCAUCGACACCACGCACUUCGUAUGUACCGAAGGCAGAGGACCUGCAUGGGAGAAGGCGGUCGAGAACAACAUACCUGUAGUCGUUCCAGAUUGGGUCAUAGGCUGCGAGAGGGAGGGCAGGAUCGUCGGUGUGAGGGGUUACUACCUGAACGCGGACCCUAGGUUACGAAGCGUCGGUCCAGGAGGCUCCCAGCAACCCGCCCAGCAAUCACAACAGCAGCCUCAGCAACAACAGCAGCAGCAACCCAGAAGUCCCAUCAUGAGCCCGCGCACCGAGGUGACACCACCUACACCCGAGCAACCGAGGCGUGACCGCGAUACCGACGGUGCAGCACCACCCCCUCCGCCACCCAAAGACGACGUUAGCGAGAAGAGUGAGCGAAACUCAGUGGAACCGAAGACGCAGACAGAAGAACAGAAGGCUCGAACCGAGGAUCUCAAGCCGCAAAAUGGGAAGGAAUCACAGCAAGAGGAUAGCGAGGAGGACGAAUCUGAGCCUGAGCCAAACGACGAGAAGUCCCUGGAAGCAAGCUUACCACAGAGACCAAAGCCAGGCCAAGCAUCAGCUGAAGACGAUGGCGAUGGAGCCAGUUUUCAAGAUGUGGAAAUUUAG
Alternaria infectoria is the source of this 1299-nucleotide messenger RNA. RefSeq lists its product as uncharacterized. The coding region runs from base 1 to 1299 and encodes 432 amino acids. Gene Ontology annotation, cellular component: trans-Golgi network; exomer complex. Gene Ontology annotation, molecular function: protein dimerization activity. The record is from RefSeq and is a predicted model, not a curated record. Lineage: Eukaryota; Fungi; Ascomycota; Dothideomycetes; Pleosporales; Pleosporaceae. The transcript has 2 exons. Gene Ontology annotation, biological process: Golgi to plasma membrane transport; conjugation with cellular fusion.